Rubroshorea leprosula is the source of this 2280-nucleotide messenger RNA. The record is from the annotation of a GenBank genome assembly. NCBI's taxonomy places the organism in Eukaryota, Viridiplantae, Streptophyta, Magnoliopsida, Malvales, Dipterocarpaceae.
GUGUCUACCAUUUGAGAUGAGAAACAUAAAACGACUGGAUGAUCCAAAAACAAAAACAGCCUUCCAAACAGGGCGCCCAAUCCUUCUGCUUAAUUCAUCUUCAAUCAACACCAGUCAUCGUAGAUUCCAUAUCCUCACACUGCCAGUGCCAUGUGCCAUGCCAAUCCAAUCUUCCCCUGAAAACAUCCAUAUCUGAAUCCCAACCCAAACCCCAAAAAACCCAUCCUUUUUCCUCCGAAAUGGAGGGAAGUAUCCUCCCCAAUCGCCCACUCCAUCCCGCUGCCAUGAACAGACCAGCAUGCCCAAACCCAACUCUGAAAUUUAGCCCCACCACACUUCCACUGCCUCCUCAAUCCCAAACUCCACCCUCAUUUCCCCUGGAUUCUCUCCUACAACACCUCCUCAACCUCUCUGCCACACCAAACGCUCCCCGCUGGUCCAAACCAACCUCAAAGCAAUAAUACCCAGAUGACUUCUCGGCAUAUUUCUGUUGAUUCUAGUCAAAAUCUUAAUCGACAAGCACAUCCCAGGAAACCCAAUUCGGUUUCAAUCUUGCAGUUGAACGGCAGUAAGGAGGAGGGUCAGUUGGGAGAUGGGUCAUUUGAAUAUUUGUCGAGAAAGGGUAAGUUUAUGCUGGAUUCAAUCGUGGAACAGCCAUUGCAUAGCUUGAAUGAUUUCUUCGAUUCUAACAAGUUUAUGCUGCUUGAAGCUGAUAUAUUUAGUUUAUUGAAAGCAUUAGCUCAUUCGGGCAAUUGGGAAAGAGCCCUUUUAUUCUUUGAAUGGGUAGUGUUGAAUUUAAAGUCUUAUAAUGUCAAAAUAGACAAUCAGGUUGUUGAGCUAAUGGUUAGAAUUCUUGGGAGAGAAUCACAGCAUUUGAUCGCAUCCAAGCUGCUCGAUGUAAUUUCGCUUGAGGAUUAUUCUCUUGAUGUUCGAGCAAAUAUGACCAUUCUUCAUCUGUAUUCUCGUACUAGCAAGUACAAAAGAGCAAUCUCUGUGUUUGAGAGAAUGGAGGAGACAGGGCUGUUUCCUACUUUAGUCACUUAUAAUGUCAUGCUUGAUGUUUAUGGGAAGAUGGGUUGCUCUUGGGAUAAAAUUUUAGGCCUACUGGAUGAAAUGAGGAGCAAUGGACUCAAAUUUGAUGAAUUUACUUGCAGUACUGUGACAUCUGCUUGUGAGAGAGAGGGUCUGCUAAAUGAAGCAAAGGAGUUCUUUGCAAAAUUGAAGUCCCAAGGCUAUGUACCUGGGACGAUUACCUAUAAUGCAAUGCUCCAAGUUUUUGGUAAGGCAGGGAUUUAUUCAGAGGCCUUGAGCAUUUUGAAAGAGAUGGAGGGAGCAGCCCUGAUUGGGACAAUGAUGCACAAAGGAGUGAUGCCGAAUGCUGUUACGUAUACAACUGUGAUCAAUGCCCAUGGGAAAGCAAGAGAGGAGGAUCAGGCUUUGAAAUUGUUUGACAAGAUGGAAGAGUCAGGAUGUGUCCCUAACGUGUGCACUUACAAUGCUAUGCUUGGGAUGUUAGGGAAAAAGUCACGAUCAGAGGAGAUGAUAAAGAUACUUUGUGACAUGAAAUCAAGUGGAUUUCCCCUAACCGCAUUACAUGGAACACAUUGCUUGCCAUGUGUGCCUGAUAGAGACACAUUUAACACUUUGAUUGGUGCUUAUGGUCGCUGUGGGUCAGAGAUUAAUGCUACAAAAAUGUAUGAGGAGAUGAUUGAAGUAGGUUUCGUGCCAUGUUCCACAACUUACGAUGCGCUUCUAAAUGCUUUGGUUAGACGUGGUGACUGGAAAGCAGCAGAAUCUAUUAUUCUAGACAUGAAAAAUAAAGGUUUCAGACCUAAUGAAACCCCACACUCUUUGAUGCUUCAGUGUUUUGCAAAGGGAGGAAAUGCAAAAGGGAUAGAGAAGAUUGAGAAAAAAAUAUAUGGUGGCCGUAUCUUUCCGAGCUGGGUACUUUUAAGAACCCUUGUUCGUGCAAAAUUCAAAUGUGGAGCACUGGUGGGUAUGGAGAGGGCAUUUCAGGAAUUGCUUAGGAGGGGUUAUAAACCUGUAUGUGAAGAUAUAAAGCAAGUUUCACAAUCACUGCUUGAACAGCUAGGAUGCGAAUUAAUGCAACAAGCCAUAUGUCAAUGAUGAUUCUUCCUUCUGCACAUAUCCAGAGGAUGUGCGAACCUCUAUCUUUUUGUAUAAUUUAAACAACUUGGCCUGGGAUGAAGAAUGUAAGCUUGGCUGACAAUACCAGACAAAAAGUAGAUGCGGAAAGUGCAAGAAAAAAAGAUUCUUAAG